Rana temporaria (common frog) is the source of this 3488-nucleotide messenger RNA. It is a transcript of the gene TPCN1, whose product is annotated as two pore segment channel 1. Gene Ontology annotation, cellular component: endosome membrane; lysosomal membrane. Bases 400 to 2796 code for a protein of 798 amino acids. The record is from RefSeq and is a predicted model, not a curated record. Gene Ontology annotation, molecular function: monoatomic ion channel activity; voltage-gated channel activity. Gene Ontology annotation, biological process: transmembrane transport; monoatomic ion transport. Lineage: Eukaryota; Metazoa; Chordata; Amphibia; Anura; Ranidae. The transcript is spliced from 28 exons.
CGCCGGAGAUAGGCUGGGCUGCAAAGGAAUGCUACGCUUGCGCACAUAGCGGAAAGAGGAUCUGUGGUGCGCAUGCGUAGAGAAAUCAUGCACGGUCUUGGCGCUGCUGGUGAUGUGCUGGUGCUGUGAGUGGCUCUAGAUUCGGGAGCGCCCCCCCCCCCCCCCCUUGUCACGUGAUAUUACAGCGGGCUCGAAGAUGCUGAGGAGCCGAGUCUGAGAAGCGCCAGUUUGUUUUUUUUCCCUGAGGAGAUGAAGUUGCCGAUGUGUCAGCCAGUUUUAAAGCUUCUCCAUUCGUGAGACCCUCCAUGUUAGUCCUCUCUGCCGGAAGACUGAGCAUAUUGUCAGAUGAACCUCACAUAGUCACCAGAAUCUCAAGAAGAUUGCUGGAUUAUUUUAGGAAUGGCUGGAAAACAGGAAGACGAUGACCCACUACUUAUCUUAGAAGAAAAUGGAGGUUUUGGAGAUGCUUCUGGUGAGGACACAAACAGUGAUGUGGCUUUAGAUCGAGAUGAGUAUGAAAGCCACACUAUCGCCAUGGACCAAAUACCAGCAUUGCACGAGUUAGAUUUGAGCUGGGAGACUCGGUAUCAAGAAGCUUCCAUCUACCUCCAGGAAGGAAAAAAUAAUGACAAGUUUGACACACAUCCCCGGGACCCAAAUGCACUUGCUGCAUACCUCUUUGCCCAUAACCAUUUGUUUUACAUGCUGGAACUGAGCACUGGGCUUCUGCUGCUCCUGCUAUCGCUGUGUGAGGCCCCAGCAGUCCCCUUUCUCCGCCUUGACGUCUACGUCCAUGCCACUCUGGAACUACUUACCCUGGUUUUUGUGGUGUUUGAACUUAGCAUGAAGAUGAGAUGGCUUGGGUGUCAUAACUUCUUGAGACACCGCAGGACCAUGCUAAAGAGUUGUGUUUUAUUGGUUCAGUUUGUGGAAGCUAUUGUGGUGCUCAUAAGACAGACCUCCCAUGUGCGUGUAACAAGAGCCCUGCGACCUAUUUUCUUAGUGGACUGCAGAUAUUGUGGGGCAGUCAGAAGGAAUCUGCGCCAGAUUUUCCAGUCUCUGCCACCAUUCAUAGAUAUUCUGCUGCUCCUUUUAUUUUUCAUGGUCAUUUUUGCAAUCUUGGGAUUUUACCUGUUUUCUCCAAAUCCUUCGGAUCCAUAUUUCAGCACACUGGAAAAUAGUCUUGUGAGCCUAUUCGUUCUUCUGACUACUGCCAAUUUUCCAGAUGUCAUGAUGCCAGCUUAUUCACGCAACCGGUGGUCCUGCAUCUUUUUUAUUGUUUACUUAUCAAUUGAACUGUAUUUCAUCAUGAAUUUGCUUUUGGCGGUUGUGUUUGAUACAUUCAAUGACAUAGAGAAAAAAAAGUUCAAGUCUCUGCUUUUGCACAAGCACACAGCCGCCCAGCACAGCUACCAGCUACUGGUUAACCCACAGGGCCCCCAAGGAAUCUCAUUCCGUAAUUUUGAUGGCAUGAUGAGGUACUACAAGCCCGGCAUGUCGGCUCGCGAUCGAUACCUUUGCUUCAGGGCCUUGAAACAGAGCAGCGCAGACCAUCUCCGAUUGAAAGACUUUUACCAUUUCUAUGAAGUGGUAGACCUGAAAUGGAAGGUACAGCGUAUUCGUGAGCAUUGGUUUGAUGACCUUCCUCCUACAGCUCUUCUUAUAUUUAAAGGCAUUAACAUCUUGGCAAAUUCAAGAGCAUUCCAAUAUUCUGUGUAUGUUGUAGUGGCUAUUAAUGGAUUCUGGAUUUUGAUUGAAACAUUUAUGGUGAAAGGGGGCAACUUCUUUACUCAAGGCGUUCCAUGGAGCUACAUUGUUUUCCUUACUAUUUAUGGGGUAGAAGUCCUCCUGAAAGUAACUGGAUUGGGCCCAUUCGAAUACUUUAAAUCUGGCUGGAACCUCUUUGAUUUUUCUGUGACCUUGCUGGCACUGCUUGGACUCCUAGCUCUGGCCCUUAAUAUGAAGCCUUUCUACUUUAUUGUAGUCCUGAGACCUCUGCAGCUACUCAGGCUUUUUAAAUUGAAGAAGAGAUACAGAACAGUUUUAGAUACCAUGUUUGAGUUGCUACCAAGAAUGGCCAGCCUAGGCCUAACACUACUUAUUUUCUACUAUUCCUUUUCAAUUGUGGGCAUGGAGUUCUUCUCAGGGGUGCUGUAUCCCAAUUGCUGCAAUACUAGCACAGUGGCAGAUUCUUAUCGUUUCCUUAACCAUACCGUGGGCAACCAUACUCUGAUGGAUGAAGGUUACUACUAUUUAAAUAACUUUGACAACAUCCUCAUCAGCUUUGUAACAUUAUUUGAACUGACAGUGGUGAAUAACUGGUAUAUAAUCAUGGAAGGAGUGACAUCUCAGACAUCACACUGGGCACGCCUUUACUUCAUGGUGUUUUAUAUUGUCACUAUGGUUGUAAUAACCAUCAUCAUUGCCUGUAUCUUGGAUGCCUUUGUAUUCCGGAUGAAUUACGGCAGAAAGAAUAAAGAUGCAGAAGAUGAGAAAGGCAUUACUUUGGAGGAAGAGGUAGGCAGAGAGGAGUUGACGGGUAUUCUUAGACAUGCACAAACCAAUGAUGAGAAAAGCCAGCUGCGAAAACUGCUGUCACACUUACAGGCCAGCGAGGCUGCUUCUGUUGUUUUUGUGGGCAAAAGAUCCCAAACGAAGAGUGAUCUCAGCAGGAAGAUGUAUGAGGAAGAGAUUCAGGAAUGGUACCAAGAACAUGCCCGGUCGCUGGCAAGGAAAAUUGUGGAGUUGCAGCCUACGCAGGGAGUGCUUCGACCUCGUUCCAGUACUGUUAACUAAGCAUGUUCUCCACCUACUACUUGUAUGACUAUGCAAUUUUAACUGUGCUCUGAGAGCUAGUAACAAAAAAUCUAAGCCAGGGGUGUGUAAUGAGACAUGUCUCCAGUGGCAGCCUUCCACUCUCGUGUGUUCGAAGAAUCAUUAAAGGCUAAUUCCACCUUUUGCGCCAUGUUACACCUAUAUUUAAAAUGUAACGUGUGAAUUGGACCCCCCAAUCUCCAGUGACGGCAUGCCAGGGGUUCUCCUCCACUCAGCUGCUGCCACCCUGGCUAUGCGGGGGUUCCACCCGCAAACCCAAGUAAAUUAAUUAAAAGUCCCAUCUGCCUCCGUGGUAGACAGAUCAUUCGAAGGACAAAUUAACAAACAUAAUUCAAUAUGAAUCAUAAUCAUGACUUAUAAAGGGUUUAUAGGGACAGAUUAAAUUAUUGCUAGCUUUACAAACAGGUCACAUAGGCUUUGAUUUGUUUGGUAGAUUUUACUUUUCUGUCAUAAUCCUACAAAAUAUAUCGACCCUUUAUAGCACAAGGGCAUUCUCCCACUGAAGACAAUCAGACCUAGCCUUGUGUGCUCCUGUGUUGGUCCCUACUCCAAUCCCAAUAUCUAGCUCUCUCCAGCAGUGAGAUGAAGCACGUCUAUAUACAGAUGCCUAUAUUUGUAACAUGUUAAUAAAUUUCUUUUAUAAUAACUUUUAA